This is a messenger RNA of Acanthamoeba castellanii str. Neff, 1002 nucleotides long. Its product is annotated as PhytanoylCoA dioxygenase (PhyH) superfamily protein. The record is from RefSeq and is a predicted model, not a curated record. The transcript has 7 exons. The coding region runs from base 1 to 1002 and encodes 333 amino acids. Lineage: Eukaryota; Discosea; Longamoebia; Acanthamoebidae.
AUGAGCUGCAUGCACCUGUUGAGCGAGGAACAGCUGGCGCUGUUGGAGAAGGACGGCUUCCUCAUCGUCAACGACUUCUUCACGCCCGACGAGCUCCUUCCCGUCCUCAAAGAGGUCGAGGAGAGGGUGGACAGACUGGCGCAGCGCCUCUACGCGGCCGGGAAGAUCCAGCACCUCCACGCCGACGCGGAUGUCUUCCACCGCCUCACCCUCCUCGAACAAGAGUUCAAGGGCGCCAGCGUGCUCAUUCACACCUCGGGGGUAAUGGGCACCGAGCUGGCCAAGAUCUGGUCGCACCCUCGCCUCCUCGACGUAGUCCAACAGAUGCUCCCGAGUAGUGGUGACGAUGGCCAGCUCGCUGGCCACCCGGUCUGGAACCUGCGCUCGAAGACGCCCGGCAAUGCGCUGGCCACGGUGCCCUGGCACCAGGACUGCGCCUACCUGGCGGCCGGGGCCGAACGCACCAGCCAACCGACGGCGUGGAUCCCCCUGUGCGACGUCGACAGGUCCAUGGGCACCCUGCGCCUGAUCCGCGGCGCCGCCAACCUGCCCGUGCUUCCACACCACCUGGAGCGCAACAGAAAGGGCAAGUCCUCACACUCGGAGCAAGAGGAGGGCGACCAGGGCAGCUGGUACCUCUACAUCAACGAGGACGACCUGCCCGCCGGCGAGCGCGUAGACUGCGAGAUGAAGCUGGGCUCCGUUGUCUUCUUCAACAACACCAUCCCCCACUGCUCGGGCGACAACACGUCGGACAGGAUUCGGUGGAGCGUGGACUUGAGGUGGCAGCGGAGCAAUGAGAGUUCGGGCUUUGAGGCCAUCAAGGACCUGCUGCCCCUGCGCGACGCUCAGGGCGCCGAGGUCGCCGGCUUUUGGUCGUCGUGGCGCGACUGGGCGUCUGUGAACCGGAACGCCGCCCAGAAGGACACCCGCUGGCACUCAGCCGACCAAGACGAAUUCGACACUGUCGUUGCCGGCCCGUGGAUCGCUCGCUGGGCGUAG